Pundamilia nyererei is the source of this 1165-nucleotide messenger RNA. RefSeq names its product glutathione S-transferase kappa 1. NCBI's taxonomy places the organism in Eukaryota, Metazoa, Chordata, Actinopteri, Cichliformes, Cichlidae. The record is from RefSeq and is a predicted model, not a curated record. Gene Ontology annotation, biological process: glutathione metabolic process. Gene Ontology annotation, molecular function: glutathione transferase activity; glutathione peroxidase activity. Bases 381 to 1064 code for a protein of 227 amino acids. The transcript has 8 exons. Gene Ontology annotation, cellular component: mitochondrion; peroxisome.
GUCGGUAGGUGGCAGUAAUGCACAUGUAGGCUGUCUUGCCUGCUGGCAUUCAAGAAGAAGAAGCCCGUGCGGAAGGCUUUUGGCUGUUCUGUACCACCUGAUUUGUAGCUUUUAGAGCAGGUAGGCGAAAUCAUUUCGGUCCCCCUUGUGGUCAGACACUGAGCUUUUUCGUUAUUUAUCUAGCUCAGGCUAACUCCUCCUAUCGUUUUUUAACUCCGUCUUUAACACCAUUUAAUAUAGCAUCGGUUGUAGCUAACUGUUAAAAACAACGAGUGGUUUCUGCUCGCGGUCUUUGCUGCGAUUAGUUUUAUUUCUGCUAAGCCCGAGCAGCUCUGCUUCAGCUCUUGCUAACAACUCAAAGAGCGGCUGCUGACCCCAGGAUGACCUCCAGAAAAGUUGUGGAGUUGUUCUACGAUGUAGUUUCUCCGUAUUCAUGGCUUGGUUUCGAGGUCAUGUGCCGCUACAGAAACGUUUGGAACAUCGACCUCAAACUACGCCCUGCGUUUCUGGGUGGCAUCAUGCACGGAGCGGGCAACAAGCCUCCUGGUUUAGUUCCUAACAAGUUCGCGUACAUGACAAAAGAUCUCAACCGCUUGGCAGAAUACUUCAGUGUCCCCUUGCAGUCGCCUGCUGACCCCUUUGAGGUCAUGUUCCAGAAAGGCAGCUUGGCUGCAAUGCGAUUUGUGGCAGCAGUGCAAGAAAAAGAAAAGGAUGGAGAGAAGGUGGUGAAUGUGUCCCGUGAGCUGUGGAGAAGAAUCUGGAGUGAAGACAAAGACAUCACUGAACCUGCGUCGCUGUCUGAGGCAGCAGUGAAAGCUGGAUUGUCUGAAAGUGAGAUAAAAGAACUGUUGGCCAUGUCCACCUCAACGCAGGUCAAAGAGAAGCUUAAAAGCACAACACAGGCAGCUCUUGAUUAUGGGGCUUUUGGUUUCCCCAUGAUUGUGUGUCAUGUUGAUGGAAAGCCAGAGAUGUUCUUUGGAUCUGACAGAUUUGAGCUCAUGGCCCACUGCAUCGGAGAGAAAUGGCUGGGACCUCAACCCAGCAAAUCAGCUGCCAAGCUGUAAAAUGAAACCUGUUUUCAUCUAAAGACGAUUUGCUCACAGUUUUGAUUUGUCAUUAAGUUCCAUCUUUCAUUUUUCUGGAAUUAAAAUCCCAGUUUUCCAAG